GGGCAUCCCACGACGAAAAAAAUAAUCCCAGAAGCUUUCUUGAAAAUUUGUGGAAGGUUAACUUUGAAAUCAACAAAUUAACCACCAACAACGACAACAUAUUAUCGACAAAAUGUCUGCCGUUGAUUACCUUCUCCAUGAGUCGGCCACUGGUUUCGCAAUCUUUCAGGUUGUGCAUCAAGCCGACACCAUUGGCAAUCGAUUGAAGGAAGUUCAAGAUGCAGGUCAAGAUCUCGCGAAAUUUGGCAAAAUGGUCAAGCUUGUCAACUUUGCGCCAUACAGGUUAGCUAUUCAAUGCUUUAGAGAGCGGAGUGUUUGAAUUGACAUUUACUCUAGAAAUGCUGCUGAGGCGCUCGAAAAUAUCAACAUGAUCUCCGAGGGUGUACUUUCCGAUUACUUGAAGUCGAACUUGGAAUUGAACAUGCCAAAGCCAUCGAAGAAGAAGAAGGUUAUUCUUGGAGUUUCCGACAAGACUUUGGCUGGUAGCAUCAAGGAGGAAUUUCCAGGUGUUUCUUGCGAGACUGGUGAAACUUCUGAGGUUGUCGCAGACUUGCUCAGAGGAUUGCGAUUACAUGCACCAAGAUUGUUGAAGGGUCUACAAGAGGGUGAUGUCGAGAGAGCUCAAUUAGGUCUUGGACACGCAUAUUCGCGCGCUAAGGUUAAGUUCUCAGUCCAGAAGAACGAUAACCACAUUAUUCAAGCUAUUGCUACUUUGGAUCACCUCGACAAGGCCGUUAACACAUUCUCCAUGCGUGUCCGUGAAUGGUACGGAUGGCACUUCCCAGAACUUGUUCGAAUCGUCUCGGAUAAUCACACAUAUGCCAAGCUUGCAUUGGCGAUUGGUAACAAGAAGAACUUGAACGACGAACAAUUACACGACAUUGCCGCUAUUGUUAAUGAUGAUGGAGAUAUCGCGCAAGCAAUCAUUGAUGCCGCAAAGGUUUCUAUGGGUCAAGAUAUCUCAGUAAGCGACAUGGAGAAUGUUUCAGCUUUCGCAAACCGUGUUGUCAAACUCGCCGAGUACAGAAGGUCCCUUUUCCAAUACUUGACCGACAAGAUGGCCAUUGUUGCACCUAACUUGGCUGCUUUGAUUGGUGAAGUUGUUGCUGCUAGACUCAUUUCCCAUGCUGGUUCCCUCACCAACCUGUCAAAAUACCCAGCUUCCACCGUCCAAAUUCUAGGUGCUGAGAAGGCAUUGUUCAGAGCACUCAAGACCAAGGGUAACACACCCAAAUAUGGAUUGAUCUACCACUCCAGCUUCAUCGGUCGUGCAGGCGCAAAGAACAAGGGACGCAUUUCCAGAUUUCUGGCAAACAAGUGCAGUAUCGCAAGUAGAAUCGAUAACUUUUCCGAGGCACCAACCAACAAAUUCGGUGAGGCAUUGAGAGCUCAAGUCGAAGAAAGGUUAGAUUUCUACGCCACCGGUACCGCACCAACAAAAAACCAAGAUGCUAUGGUAAGAAUUUUGGAAAGUUACUACUCAUGAUCUCUUGGCUAAUAUAUUUAAUAGAAAAAAGCAAUGGAUGCUGUUCUCGGUGACAUCAACGUUGAGGACCCAACCGCCGAAGACACCGAAAUGGCCGACAUCGCCCCUACAUCUGUCUCCAAGCAAGAGAAGAAAUCCAAGGACAAGAAAGACAAAAAGGAGAAGAAGGAAAAGAAAGACAAGAGCGAGAAGAGCGAGAAGAGCGAGAAGAAAGACAAAAAGAGAAGACACAGUGAAGCCAAUGGUGAAGAGGAGGGUGAGAAGAAAAAGAAGAAGAAGAGCAAGGCGGAGUAAAUUUCUUCUUCAUCAUUGUACACAUGACAUGGUUUAGACUUCUUCUCCUUCUCCCUUUCCUUUUCUCUCUAUCUUGUAAAUUUCGGGCACUGCAGCUGGGUCACUUUGGCGGAGUAUAGCUGUGUUAUUAUCGGCGUUGAGGAAUACUUUUUGUUUUCUUACUUACCGUAUCUCUCUGGCUUUUUGCUUGCAUGCAUACGUAGGUACUUUAAAUGGCUAGACGACAGACACUAUGAGGUGCAUAAAAUUGGAAAAAAGCAUAUUAACUCGAUACGUUUCUGGAUCAUUUUUCUUUCUA
This is a messenger RNA of Sclerotinia trifoliorum, 2078 nucleotides long. Lineage: Eukaryota; Fungi; Ascomycota; Leotiomycetes; Helotiales; Sclerotiniaceae. The record is from the annotation of a GenBank genome assembly.